Messenger RNA from Acanthosepion pharaonis, 561 nucleotides. NCBI's taxonomy places the organism in Eukaryota, Metazoa, Mollusca, Cephalopoda, Sepiida, Sepiidae. The record is from the annotation of a GenBank genome assembly.
AUGUCUUUCUUCGAUCGCUAUUUCUUCAUUGCCUGCGUCCCACUUCUUAUUCUUUUGCUCAAAACGACCACCCGUGGGCCUAUUCCCACACCACCCCCAUUCCUCAGUUUUCAAUUUUCUAACAUGCCUCGCCUGCAUGUUGGAAGCGAACCCGUCAGCUGGACACUCCGCUUCAAGGAAGUUGCCGAACAUCUGACGGAUUAUAUGGAACUGACAUUCUCAUUUUUUUUUCUAAUUCCUUUUCAGCGAGUGGUAGAAAGUAGUGGGGACCACUUCUCGCCCCAUUUCAACUAUGAUCUUUGCUCUCACAGACUGCCAUCUAAAGUGGCAUUCAGUUUUCUCUUGAAAAUUAUCUAUCUAUCUAUCUAUCUAUCUAUCUAUCUAUCUAUCUAUCUAUCUAUCUAUGCAUAUCUUCUGUUUUUCUCCGUGUGUCCGUCCGUUUGCAUCGCUGUCCGUCUGCUUGGCUUACGAAGGUACUAUCUAUCUAUCUAUCUAUCUAUCUAUCUAUCUAUCUCCUUGUACUUUACUAUCUACCUAUCUCUUGGAAACGAUCGAGUGUAA